GAUUCAAAAUAAUGUCUGUCGAUGGUAAUUGGCAAGUAAUCGUAAGAAAUAAAAAUGACCUAGAAGAAUUCCUCAAUUCCACGUGCAAAUUAAAUUACAAUUAAUUAGGCCGCUGCCGCUGAAGGCUGAAGGCUGAAGGCUGAACUGAAACAAACAAACAAGUUCGCUGCGACGGCCGGGCCUUCUUCACGCCGCCCAAAACAAACAAGUUCCCUGUUAUCUUUUGACUAUUGAGGUGAGGACCCCAAAACACACACUCUCGCUCAAGCAUACAUACAUACAUACAUACAUACGAUACAUCCAUAGCCGCUCGCUGUGACUUGACUUGCAGAGCCGCCGCCAAAAAGUAAACUAAUCCCGCCGGCCGAGUGUUUUUCUCCGACAAGUCACAAGUGGAAUUCAACAGAUAUCAGCAGUUGAGUUCCGUUCAGUGAAAGACUGUCGACAGAUGAGUGGCUCUGGCUGUCUCAAAUCUUUGAUGCUCGCUCUGACUCUCCACCAAUUCCCCGACCCCCUCUUCUUCCAUCGCUUCCCGCCGCUUCAUUUCACAACCAAACCCAAACCCACCUCAAGUUUCAAUCUUCACAAGGUUCGCUUUCGUGGGAGUGUCAUCCGGUUGAGCUCGCCAGAAGAAUAUACUAGUAAUGCAGCAGCAGCCAAUGCCCAUGUCCUCGACGACUCUCUACUUCAUCAAAAUGAAGGUAAUAAUCCAAAGGGGAUUGAAUUCCUGCAUUCCAUGGAAACACGUAGUGUUCGUGCUAAUUGUCAGACAUAUAUUUGGCUUUUAAAAGGCUGCUCCAAUUCCGGUUCCUUGUUAGAUUCUAAAAAGCUUCACUCUAGGAUUCUGAAGCUGGGUUUUGAUGCUGAACAUGUAAUAUGCGAUGGCCUUAUUGAUGCUUACCUUGCCGCUGGUGAUUUAGAUUGCGCAGUUAGGGUUUUUGAUGAUGUGCCCUACAGAAGUUUGUUUUCAUGGAAUAACAUAAUUCAAGUGUUUCUUGCAAACAAGUUGACCAGUCAAGUAUUGGAUUUCUUUUCCCGAAUGUUAGCAGAUAAUGUGCAUCCUGAUGAGACCACGUUUUCCAGGGUUUUAAGGGCAUGUGGUGGCAGUAAUGUUCAUCUUCAAUAUGUCAAACAGAUUCACGCUAGGGUUAUCUGUCAUGGUUUUGGUACUAGUUUGCUUGUGUGUAAUCCCUUGAUUGAUUUGUAUGCCAAAAACGGGUCUGUAGAUGCUGCUAAAAAGGUCUUUGAUAAAUUGUAUAUAAGGGAUAGCGUUUCCUGGGUUGCCAUGAUUUCUGGUUUAUCUCAGAAUGGACGCGAAAAAGAAGCAAUUCUCUUAUUCAUUGAGAUGCAAACGUCAGAUAUUUUACCCACUCCUUAUGUGUUCUCCAGCGUGCUAAGUGCCUGCGCCAAAAUAGAGUUAUUUAAGAUGGGAGAGCAACUGCAUGGACUUAUUUUCAAGGGGGGUUUUUCUUGUGAAACAUAUGUAUGCAAUGCACUUGUGACGUUAUAUUCCCGCUCAGGGAACUUUAUAUCUGCUGAACAAAUUUUCAAAACAAUGUGGCACAGGGAUGCAGUAUCUUAUAACUCACUGAUCUCUGGGUUAGCUCAGUGCGGAUUUAGUGAUAGAGCAUUGGAAUUGUUCAAAAGAAUGCAGAUUGAUUGUUUGAGACCAGACUGUGUUACAAUUGCUAGUCUUUUGAGCGCAUGCGCCGAAAUUGGUGCUCUGCAGAAGGGAAAACAACUCCACUCACUUGCAAUAAAAGCGGGAAUGUCAUCAGAUAUUAUCCUUGAAGGUUCUCUGCUUGAUCUUUAUGUGAAAUGCUCAGAUGUGCAAACUGCCUAUGAUUUUUUCCUUACAACAGAGACAGAAAAUGUGGUCCUGUGGAAUGUAAUGCUAGUUGCUUAUGGUCAGUUGGAUGAUCUGGAUCAAUCAUUUCGGAUAUUUAGGCAAAUGCAUGUUGAGGGCAUGAUUCCUAAUCAGUACACCUACCCUAGUAUCCUAAGAACCUGUACCUCUGUUGGAGCUCUCAAUUUGGGAGAGCAGAUACAUACUCAAGUCAUAAAAACUGGUUUUCAUUUUAAUGUUUAUGUCUGUAGUGUGCUCAUUGAUAUGUAUGCUAAGCAUGGGGAGCUGGAUACCGCCCUGAGAAUUCUCAGACGACUCACUGCAGAUGACGUCGUCUCAUGGACAGCUAUGAUAGCCGGGUAUGCACAGCAUGAUCUAUUUUCUGAAUCUCUGAUACUUUUUGAAGAAAUGCAAAGGCGAGGGAUUCAGUCUGACAACAUAGGAUUUUCAAGUGCAAUAAGUGCAUGUGCUGGUAUUCAAGCACUUCGUCAAGGAAGACAAAUUCAUGCUCAGUCGUGUGUCUUUGGUUAUUCAGAUGAUCUUUCAGUUGGAAAUGCACUUGUUACCCUUUACGCUAGAUGUGGUAGAAUACAGGAAGCGUACCGAGCAUUUGAGGCAACUGAUUCUAAAGAUAAUAUGUCAUGGAAUGGAUUGAUAUCUGGGUUUGCACAGAGUGGGAACUAUGAGGAAGCACUGCAGGUAUUUACUCGGAUGAAUAAAGCUGGAAUAGAAGCUAACAUGUUCACAUUUGGCUCUGCAGUUAGCGCUGCUGCUAACUUAACAAAUAUAAAACAAGGGCAGCAGAUUCAUGCCACAAUUAUAAAAACUGGCAGCAAUUCCGAAACGGAGGUUUCCAAUGCGUUAAUCACAUUGUAUUCAAAGUGUGGUAGCAUUGAUGAUGCCAAGAGAGAGUUUUCUGAAAUGCCUGAAAAAAAUGAGAUUUCUUGGAAUGCCAUGAUCACUGGCUAUUCUCAACAUGGGCGUGGUAUUGAAUCAAUACACCUAUUUGAGCAGAUGAAACAACUUGGUAUAGCACCAAGCCAUGUCACAUUUGUGGGGGUACUUACAGCCUGUAGCCAUAUAGGCUUGGUAAAUGAAGGGCUUGGCUACUUUGAAUCCAUGAGAAAAGAGCAUGGGUUAGUGCCUAAGCCUGAACACUAUGCUUGCGUUGUUGAUCUUCUAGGUAGAGCUGGUUCUCUGAGCCGUGCCAGAAAGUUUAUAGAGGAGAUGCCAGUGAAACCAGAUGCAAUGAUUUGGAGGACUCUUUUAAGUGCUUGCAUAACUCGCAAGAACACUGAAAUUGGAGAGUUUUCUGCCAACCAUCUUCUAGAACUGGAACCUGAAGACUCAGCAACGUACGUGCUGCUAUCCAAUAUGUACGCAGUGUCAGGAAUGUGGGAUCGUAGGGAUCAGACGAGGCAAUUGAUGAAGGAAAGGGGUGUGAAGAAAGAGCCCGGUCGUAGCUGGAUUGAGGUCAAGAAUUCAGUUCAUGCCUUCUUUGUCGGUGACCGACUGCACCCACUUGCAGAUACGAUUUAUGAAUUCUUAGGGGAUUUGAAUGAGCGGGCAGCUGAAAUUGGUUAUGUUGAGGAUCGUUCCAACCUUUGGAAUGAUAUGGAACAGAAGCAGAAGGAUCCAACAGUAUAUAUCCACAGUGAGAAAUUGGCAAUUUCUUUUGGCCUACUCAACUUAUCUAAUGCUGUUCCUAUACGUGUAAUGAAGAAUCUUCGUGUUUGCAAUGAUUGCCAUAAUUGGAUCAAGUACACGUCGAAGAUUUGUAAUCGAACUAUCAUAGUACGAGAUGCUUAUCGUUUUCAUCAUUUCAAAGAUGGUGCUUGUUCUUGUAGAGAUUACUGGUAAGACGGUCAAAAGGUUAUGAGGAGGAAAUCAUUGUUUGCACGGAGGAUUUCAAUCACUUCAUAUGAUUGAGCCCCCUACUGAAGUUUCCUUUUAUAGAAUUACCGGCGGCCAAAACCAAACUUCAGCAGUGUGCACUAGCUCUGCCGUGUCCAAUUUCUGGUAGCUACUGCUUCUUUCUGGAAUUUGAAUGUUUAAGGACUUGGUAGCGAUUGGUUACUCCAGGUGAGGAUUGCCUUUGCCUUUCUUAAUAUUGAAGCCCUGGAUAGUGGAUAGGGGUUCUUUAACACUUGGAGACCAUCAAACCAAUUGGAUUUGAUAAGCAUGAGGAUGAGGAGGAGCUUUUCCUAUUCUUUAUGGAAAAAGAGAGAGAAAUCUCAUGGAUCACAGCUUCGAUCUACGAGUCCUGAUUCUCCGAUUUCUGAGUCAGAGAGAGUUUGGACCUGCUUUUGGGAAUUAGGAAUUGUGUUAUUGUGGUAGAAGUGGAACAUAAGUAGUGCAUGAAACAGCAAAAGACUGUUCAAUGCUGAUUGUUUGUUGGUAAUUUUACUGCUUGUAUGUAUGUUUGGUUUGUGGUUGUAUCUUGAUUCAAUCAUUGUGAAUUCAAUUGUAAAAGAAAGAAAGACGUGGUGAUAGUGGACAAAUUCUAUUUGCAAUUUCUUUUCUGCUAAUUUGAAGCUCAAUUGCUUUCGGAUGAAACUCUUACAGUUUCUUCUCCGGAUAAACAAA
Molecule: messenger RNA, 4432 nt
Organism: Malus domestica (apple)
Lineage: Eukaryota; Viridiplantae; Streptophyta; Magnoliopsida; Rosales; Rosaceae
Product: pentatricopeptide repeat-containing protein At4g13650
Biological process (GO): RNA modification
Cellular component (GO): intracellular membrane-bounded organelle
Molecular function (GO): zinc ion binding; RNA binding; protein binding
Source: RefSeq, a predicted model, not a curated record